GGCGAGCGCGCCCCGCAAGCCGCCAGCCAAUGGGAGGCGCGCGGCGAGUGACAGCUGGCCAAUGGGCGCCGCCGACUCUCCCGUGCCGCGGCGCGGGGGGUGGGGAUCUCCCCGCCGCCGCCUGAGGAAUGUCAACUAUUCAACAUGGAGACGGCGGUUACCAGGCUCGAGACCCUGUUCCAGAAAGCAGAAUCUGAUCUGGAUUAUAUUCAGCGCAGAGUGGAGUUUGAAAUAAUGAAAAGUCUUCCUGAUGAUGCAGCAGAGGAGGAUCCAGCUGCUCUCCUGAAGGAGCUCCCGGUGCUGAAAUCCCGCUACAAAUCCCUGUGUGCCCAGAUGGAGGAGAUUUCCCUGGAGCAGAAGGAAUCCAUGGAGAGCAUCCGUGCUGCCCUGGAGAAAACCAUGAAGAUAGUGCAGGCACUGCAGCAGCAGACUGAGCUGGAGAGCUUACCUCUGUCAGCAGAAGAACAGACUGCAGCCCAGCAGCUGAACUUGCAAACUGGGAAAGGAAUGGAAUUUUCAGUGCAAGAGCCAGGAUCUACAGUCCCUGGCUCACCUGAAGAAACCCAGUUCACACCAUUGACUGAGGAAACAUUUAUGAGUGUGCCCAGGAGCAUCAGAAGCACUGUCAAGUUAGCAGACUUGAAUCAUUUUUACAAGGAGUUAUUUAACCAUUUCAUUGUACAGAAGAACAGAGCAGCACUGAGUCUUUCACAGAUGAAAAAGAUGAAUAUGAAAGCCACUGACUCAAGAAUUCAAAUCCUGGGAAAACUGGGGAUUGUGGAACUCGACAAACAAGGAAAUGUGAAAUUAGCUGUGUGAAAGAAAACUCAUCUGACACAGAAGCAGCUCGGUACAGCUCCUGGGUUAUUGAGGAGCAAGAAUUUCUUGGAACACGAGUUCCACUGUAGGGAAGUUGUUCAUGUUUCUGUAGAAACUUUCUGUUGAUAAUGCUUGAAAUUGGGGAGUUCAAGAUCCCUGAGGCUGGCACUUUACCUUGGCUGUUUAAAGGAUUAUGGUUGAUGCAUUUUUAAGGAAUGUUGUGAGCCAUGUGAUGCUUCCAUUUCCGUGCUGCAUUCCUGAGGGGGUUUGAAAGGCAAAUAAUCCAACCCUCUAAUUGUCCUUGCAUUCCUGAAUAAAGAUUUAUUAUACUUUUGUUUAAGUGACUCCUGA
Molecule: messenger RNA, 1170 nt
Organism: Motacilla alba alba
Lineage: Eukaryota; Metazoa; Chordata; Aves; Passeriformes; Motacillidae
Gene: SKA2
Product: spindle and kinetochore associated complex subunit 2
Exons: 7
Coding region: 145-819 (224 amino acids)
Biological process (GO): chromosome segregation; mitotic cell cycle; cell division
Cellular component (GO): spindle microtubule; outer kinetochore
Molecular function (GO): microtubule binding
Source: RefSeq, a predicted model, not a curated record